AUGAAUUUAAGAUCAGUACUAGAAACUAAAAAUGAUGGACAUAUUAAAAUUAAUGAUCGUAAUCUUUUAAGAUUAUAUGAAGACAGGCUUAUAGUGACUUAUACAGGUCUGGGUGGAAAAGAAAACUGUGCUGCAAUUCGAGUAAAUCAUCCUAUUCCUAAGCAUUUUGAAUUAUUUUAUUUUGAAGUUGAUAUUAUAGAUAAAGGGGAAAAUGGGGAGAUUGGAAUCGGGUUUUGCACACAAGCAGCUAGCCUAAAUAAAAUGCCCGGUCUUGACGAAUCAUAUCGAUAUGGACUAAAAUUUAUAGCUGGUGAUACUAUUGGAUGCUGUAUAAAUUUUAAAAAUUAUACAGUAUUUUAUACCAGAAAUGGAGUGAAUCUAGGUAUUGCAUUCAAAAAGUUAAAAAAUGCUUUGUAUCCUUAUAUUAGAAUGAUGUCGCCAGGUGGAUCUGUAGGAGCAAACUUUAGCGAUAGAAAGUUCAAAUAUACAGUGAUGAAUGAUGAUGAUAUUUAUGAAUCUUUAAAGAAGAAUUGGUCUGAAAUACUUAAUUCAUACAAUGAUAAAAUAUUAAGUCUACAGAUUAAUAAAUUUUCAGAUUUAAUACAAUCAUCAGAAAUUAAACAAAAUAUUAAUUUAUUGAAAUACCGAAGAAAAUUGUAUUUUGUUAUAGGUGAAUAUAAGCUAGCACUUACAGAUUUCACAAAGUUGCUUGAAUUUGAUGCAAAUAAUACAUUUGCAUUAAAAUAUCAAGGAGAAAUUUAUUAUAUAACUGAAUUAUAUGAUGAUGGUAAAUAUAAUCAUAAGUUAAUAAAACUUAAUUUGCCUAUAUUUGUUUAUUAA
Molecule: messenger RNA, 840 nt
Organism: Funneliformis caledonium
Lineage: Eukaryota; Fungi; Glomeromycota; Glomeromycetes; Glomerales; Glomeraceae
Source: the annotation of a GenBank genome assembly